Messenger RNA from Lasiosphaeria miniovina, 2292 nucleotides. Its product is annotated as magnesium transporter NIPA-domain-containing protein. The transcript is spliced from 2 exons. The record is from RefSeq and is a predicted model, not a curated record. Gene Ontology annotation, cellular component: membrane. Bases 1 to 2292 code for a protein of 763 amino acids. Gene Ontology annotation, molecular function: magnesium ion transmembrane transporter activity. Gene Ontology annotation, biological process: magnesium ion transport. NCBI's taxonomy places the organism in Eukaryota, Fungi, Ascomycota, Sordariomycetes, Sordariales, Lasiosphaeriaceae.
AUGGACCACGCCGUGCACAUCCUCGAGACUGCGCACCACAUCUACGCUCGCACCAAUGCGACGGCCGUUCCCGAAGUGGCCGAGAGACCGCCCGUCUACAAGGCCAUUGGCAUAUCGCUCGCUAUCGGCUCCGGCCUCUUCAUCGGCACGUCGUUCGUGCUGAAGAAGGUCGGCCUUAUUAGGGCGAACGAGAAGUACAACGAGGUUGCGGGAGAAGGAUAUGGCUACCUGAAGAACCUCUACUGGUGGAUGGGCAUGUCCCUCAUGAUCUUGGGCGAGGGGCUCAAUUUCGUUGCGUACGCCUUCACCGACGCCAUCUUGGUCACGCCUCUCGGGGCCCUGUCCGUCGUCAUCACCGCCGUCCUGUCGGCGAUAUUCCUCAAGGAGCGGCUGAGUAUGGUCGGCAAGGUCGCCUGCUUCCUGUGUAUCGUCGGCUCCAUUGUCAUCGUCAUGAAUGCGCCCCAGGAGUCCUCCGUCGCAAACAUCCAGCAGAUGCAGCACUUCGUCAUCGCCCCCGGCUUCCUCAGCUACACCGGCGUUGUUCUCCUCGGCUCCGCCUUUACUGCUUUCUGGGUCGGCCCGAGAUACGGCAAGAAGAACAUGCUCGUGUACAUCUCCAUCUGCAGCUGGGUUGGCGGCCUGAGCGUCGUUGCCACUCAGGGGCUGGGGUCUGCCAUCAUUGCGCAGGCCUCGGGGACCCCCCAGUUCAACCAGUGGUUUCUCUACGUCCUGCUGGUAUUCGUUAUCUGUACGCUCCUGACGGAGAUUGUCUUCCUGAACAAAGCGCUUAACCUGUUCAAUGCGGCCUUGGUCACUCCCACAUAUUAUGUUUACUUUACCAGUACUACGAUUAUCACUUCGGCGAUUCUAUUCCAGGGUUUCAAGGGCACCGCAACAUCCAUCGUCACUGUGGUCGGUGGAUUUCUUACUAUUUGUUCAGGUGUUGUCUUGCUGCAGCUUUCCAAGUCGGCCAAGGACGUCCCCGACGCAGCCCUGUUCGCCGGAGACUUGGACCAGAUCCAGACGAUUGCGGAGCAAGAGCAGCCCGAGACGGAACCCAAGGCCGAUGCCAUCCGAGGAGCUGCCGCCAUUGUCAGGAGGCUCUCCUCUGCAAGGCAGAAAAUGGAGAUAGACGAGCUAAAGCGCUUGCACGAGGAGAAGGUCAAGGAAAGCCUUGAACCAGUUUCGGAGAACGGCGCUGCGCCCGAGUUCGAGUGGGAUGGGCUUCGGCGGAGGAGGACGAUGCAGGGAAGCUUGAGGGCCAGAUCUAUGACAUCGCCAAGCCCGUUUCUUUCGCCCAUACCGCAACAUCCACCACUGGGCUGGUCGCACAUUCCCACAGAAGAGGAGCUUGCCGAGGCUGAUAGGGCAUCAACACCAGGCUUCUCGAGUUUUGUGGGUACGAUCCGCAACCGAGCGCGCAGUGUUCUGCUGCCCGGCCACCCCGACUUCCGCCAGGACGCAACCAAAGUGCAGAGCCCGAUGCACCCCGUGCAACUGACCGAAAUAUCGGUUUCAGCCCAAGGGUCCGGCGACAAUCCCGCGACAUACUACUCCAUCAGACAGGCUUAUAGGCAAGGCACGCCGGGGCGCGAUCGCACCGUGAGCGGAGCUAGUGGCUCUAGCUCCGGGCGCCGGGUCCAGUUUGGCGGCGAACGUCGACACGAUGACAAUGGCUCUGUUCAUGGCGGUACUUCCUAUGCUCCCCCGACUCCUCCGCCUCACUCGGCCAAACGGCAGUUCUCGUUCCAGAACAUUUUCAAGCGCCAUCAAUCCCACGACCAAGGCAGCGAUGGAGCUCAAGAGGCUGGCCGGCCGGGCUCCGGCCGGCCAGUCCUGACCCCCAGGGGAUAUUCGCAUCCUACAGCGAAAGGGGGAGUUAAAGGGGCGACGGAAGAGGAAAUGCUGGGGCUCGUCAAAGGCGACUCCCGCCACUCGCAGUCAGCGCCCGUUCUCCAACGCUUUGAGGAAGAGGACGAGGAGGAAGACGAGGAGCCGGUGCUAGACGAAAAGCGUGCCGUGAAAGUGUAUACGGAACGGAUGCAGUCGCGGUACGGGCCAAGCAUCACCCACACUCCGCCGAGGCGUGGAAGCAACGAAAAGAUCGCUGCUUCAGACGAGGAAGCGGAGGUAGAGGAGGUCGAGACAUACCAAGAACAGCGGGAUCGACGGUUUAAGGAGAGGAGUCGCACCAGCAGCCAGCGCAGACGGCGUGACAGCGAUACACCGCCGCCGCCUCCACCCCACAAAUCGCCGCCAGGAGGGGGGCGAGAUGGUGGAGCAUUUAUCUGA